Molecule: messenger RNA, 246 nt
Organism: Diaporthe amygdali
Lineage: Eukaryota; Fungi; Ascomycota; Sordariomycetes; Diaporthales; Diaporthaceae
Exons: 2
Coding region: 1-246 (81 amino acids)
Source: RefSeq, a predicted model, not a curated record
AUGUAUGAGGCGAACUUGGCGCAGUUCAGCCAAGGUCUUCUAAGUCUUGGGUGCGGGCGUCAGAACCGGUUGAAAGUGGCAUCCUGGGACGCCAUCUGUACAUCGCUUGAGAAGAUCUUCGUGAGCCCGUGGCACUCCCAAACAUCGAAACACCCCCUGACCUUGGUCGCGACCAGGGGCGCCGCACUAGGCCCCCGUCUGAUCGCCAUCCUAAAACACCAGCCCAUAGCUGACAUUGGCGUUUGA